Ictidomys tridecemlineatus (thirteen-lined ground squirrel) is the source of this 5225-nucleotide messenger RNA. The record is from RefSeq and is a predicted model, not a curated record. NCBI's taxonomy places the organism in Eukaryota, Metazoa, Chordata, Mammalia, Rodentia, Sciuridae.
GGCGGGCGCGGACACGCGCGGCGGCGGCGGCGCGUUCCGUUCCGGGCCAACGCUGGCGGCGGAAAAGUUGCCGGGCGGAGAGGAGCAGCCCCGGGACGGGCAGAGAGCGCGACGCGGAGCCGGCUCCCGGCCCUGGCUGCCCCGCCAUGGACGACCUCGACGCCCUGCUGGCAGACUUGGAGUCCACCACCUCCCACAUCUCCAAGCGGCCUGUGUUUUUGUCCGAGGAGCCCCCCUACUCCUACCCAACUGGAAACCACACCUACCAGGAGAUUGCAGUGCCACCCCCUGUCCCUCCACCCCCAUCAAGCGAGGCCCUCAAUGGCACAGUCCUUGACCCCUUAGACCAGUGGCAGUCCAGUGGCUCCCGACUCAUUCACCAGCAGCCUCCAUCCCCAUCACCUGUGUACGGCUCCAGUGCCAAAACUUCCGGUGCCUCCAACCCCCAGGACGGUGUUGGUUCUCCGUGCUCACGAGCAAGUGAGGAGGAGCACGUCUACAGCUUCCCCAACAAGCAGAAGUCAGCCGAGCCUUCACCCACCGUAAUGAGCUCCUCCCUGGGCAGCAACCUUUCUGAACUUGACCGUCUGCUGCUAGAACUGAAUGCUGUGCAGCAUAAUUCUCCAGGCUUCCCUGCAGAGGAGACCAACACAAGCCCUCCACUCCCGGGGGCCCUGAGCCCUCACUAUGGCAUCCCAGAGAACAACAGUCCCGUGGGAGUCAAAGCUGGGCCCCUGACAAAAGAGAAGCCCAAGCGGAACGGGAGCCGGGGCCUGGAGGACGUUCGGCCUAGUGUGGAGAGUCUCUUGGAUGAACUGGAGAGCUCUGUGCCUAGCCCUGUCCCGGCCAUCACUGUGAACCAGGGCGAGAUGAGCAGCCCACAGAGAGUCACCUCCAGCCAGCAGCAGACGCGCAUCUCGGCCUCCUCUGCCACCAGGGAGCUGGACGAGCUGAUGGCCUCGCUGUCAGAUUUUAAGACCACUUCCUCUGCUGUGGCCCUGCGUUCCCUGGGGCUGCCCUGCCCAGCUCCAUCCCCACUCCAUACCGCUCCUCCUCCUUCUCCUCCCCUGCCUUCUGUACUCCUGCCAUCCACCUCUAAACCCACCCCUCAAGGCCAACACCACACCCCAGAAGUUCUCUGCACUGAAGAAAAUAGACAGGGUCUUCCACCUCCUGUGGCCCCCAGCUGGCUUGACUUGGCUGGCUUCAGGGUGACACGUGACACCUGCAACUCAAGCUCUCCCUCUGUGGAGGGUCCUCCGGGGUCAUUUUGUGCAGAGAGCCAGGAUGGAGUUAGGAAGGACCUGCUGAACCCUAUGAGUGAGCCUUCUAGGGCUCCCCUCUGCCGUACUCCAUCCCCUGCUGGGAGCACAGGGUCCCAGGAGCCUGGAGGUCCCUGGGGGCCACCAGCUAACACUUUGUGUUCAGAGGCAGCUGAGAUUGCCACUUGGGAAUGGCCAUGGGCUUUGGAGGUAUCCAGGACUGAAGCUUCCCGUGGAGCUGCUUGUGACUCUCAGGAGCCACCUGUGGUGGCCGUGGACCGUCAGGCCGUCUUCCCAGAUACCUGGACUCUCACAGAGGACUAUGGCGAGCAGAAGGGGAGAUCCAGGCCAGAGCCAAGGGUGCUGGGAAGCAGCUGCUCUGCCCCGGUUCACAAGGAGCAGUUAAAUGGAGAGAUGCCCCACAGGGGAACCCUGAGGGAGCCAACCCAGGACCCUGAGACCCCAAGGAGCCCUGAGGGCACCACUGAAGCUGUUUCCAAGGCCAGGAAGGAUCAGCUGGAGCUUCCGCAUGCCAUGGUCACGGGCACAGCCAAAACUACGGAGAGGAUUUCCACCUCUGGCCAGAUCCGCUCUGUGAUCAGGAGGAGCCGGGAGACGGGCCACGCGCACCCCAUGUCCCGGGAGCCCUCUCCUCGCCGCCGGCUGGACCCCGCCACCCUGAGCAGGACCCCAUCUCAGGAGCAGCUAAUCGCAGAGCUGCAGGGCCGGCUGGGCAUCCAGCCGGAGGUGGAGGAGGUCGCGGGGCCACCAGGGCCCUCCACGCAGGACUGGCUGACCGAGGGUGUCGUCAUCACCGUGCAGUCACGCGGGAGGCGGGCUGGGGGGCAGCUGGUAGAGAAGGUUGUCUUCCCUCCCGACUCUCCCAUUCCCCUCAGAAGAACCAUCUCUGUUCUGGCUCCUCCUUCUGUCCCUUUGCCGCAGCAUCUCCAGGACGCCUCGGCCAGCAGCUCUUCUCCCCUAUCCUCUUCCUCCCCUCUGGGGUCCUCAGCUCGUACCCAUGGUUCUCCUGGGGUCCAGAGUGCGGGGGAAGCACCCCGUGAUGAGGAUGGGCAGGGCGCCACCUCUCCCACUCGCACAGCCCACACUGUGAGGUCCGUGGGCUGUCAGACCGACGAGGACCCACUCUUCUCCCCGAUGCAGAUGCACAGCCUGGAACAAAGAGCGGAUGGAGAGUGGCACUCCAGCUGGCCUCCAGGGGGCAGGCAGAGCAGCCCUGAAGGGCAGGACGAGGGAGGGUUCAUGGCUCAGGGGAAGACUGGGAGCAGCUCACCCCCCGGGGGACCCCCAAAGCCUGGGAGCCAGCUGGACAGCAUGCUGGGGAGCCUACAGUCUGACCUGAACAAGUUGGGGGUCGCCACGGUUGCCAAAGGAGUCUGCGGGGCCUGCAAGAAGCCCAUCGCCGGGCAGGUUGUGACUGCCAUGGGGAAGACUUGGCACCCUGAACACUUUGUCUGCACCCACUGCCAGGAAGAGAUCGGAUCCCGGAACUUCUUCGAGCGGGAUGGACAGCCCUACUGUGAAAAGGACUAUCACAACCUCUUCUCCCCACGCUGCUACUACUGCAACGGUCCCAUCCUGGAUAAAGUGGUGACGGCCCUUGACCGGACUUGGCAUCCUGAGCACUUCUUUUGUGCCCAAUGUGGAGCCUUCUUUGGUCCUGAAGGGUUCCAUGAGAAGGAUGGCAAGGCCUAUUGCCGAAAGGAUUAUUUUGACAUGUUUGCGCCCAAGUGUGGUGGCUGUGCCCGGGCCAUCCUGGAGAACUACAUCUCAGCCCUCAACACCCUUUGGCAUCCUGAGUGCUUUGUGUGCCGGGAAUGCUUCACACCUUUCAUCAACGGCAGCUUCUUUGAGCAUGACGGGCAGCCGUACUGCGAGGUGCACUACCAUGAGCGGCGCGGCUCGCUGUGCUCUGGCUGCCAGAAGCCCAUCACGGGGCGCUGCAUCACCGCCAUGGCCAAGAAGUUCCACCCGGAGCACUUUGUCUGUGCCUUCUGCCUCAAGCAGCUGAACAAGGGCACCUUCAAGGAGCAAAAUGACAAGCCUUACUGCCAGAACUGCUUCCUCAAGCUCUUCUGCUAGGCGUCCCUUCCCCAGCCCCGCCGCCCUGACUGCUACUGUGACCCAGAGACGUGGAAACUGGAACCCUCAUCCUCAGCUGGCACAGGAUGGGACAAGGGGCAUGGGGGUCCUGUGUGCUUCUCUAGCCCCCACCAAAGCCUUGGGCCUCCCUUCUCUUCCUACAGCUCUCCCCAGGCUGCCCACUCCUCAUCCUCCUGGAGGUGGAGGCUGGGGGCUCCAUCCCACCUGACAUGUGUCCCCAUGAACCUGCCCGGCCUGGCCAGCAACCCACACUGGAGCCAUCUUGUACUCCGAUUUCAGCAGCAGAGCUUGGGAGGGAAGGGCCGGCAGGGUUACAUGGAGUCUCUUUUUAUCCUUAUCCCCUCAAACCACAGUCUAACUGUCCUGAGAGAAUUGGGGGGUUCCCUGCUCCCUCCAAACAAUGCCAGCAUAAACCCAUCCAUCCAAGGGUGGAAGUGCUCAAGGGACUGCAGGUUUCUUGGGCUCUCGCCUUCCAGUCUCCCCAGGCCUGGGUGACUGUCCCCUUUCCCAACUGCCUCUUUUAUAACUGCUCCAGUUCUACUGAGAAAGGCCUCUCCAGCAAUAAUGUUUUAUAGCCACUUCCUCCAUCUCCCAGGACAGCACCCAUGGGGAGUGUCGCCUGGGCCUGGACACUGUACCGACUUUGAUAGAUUUCUACACUGAGGUUUGAAUUAUGUCACCCAAGUUGCUUUUAUUUCUCGAUACAAGAUGAUUUUGAAGAGAUUUUAAAGACGUUCCCUUUUAUAUUCUCCUCCUCCUCAUCCACUGCUGCUGGUCCUGUCAGUGACCAUGGCUUUGGCUUGGAGUUUGCUUUGUACCGGGUCGGGGAGCAAUUUGUAUUUUAUUUUUUUCUUGGCGUAAGCAGGUGAACUGGGAGCAGCUCUGUGACUCUUCUUCUGUAACUUCAUGGCUCACCAGGACUGUUUUAUAAACUGCUGUAUUUUGAAACCCCUUCCUUUCUGCCCAGGCCAGCAGCUCUUAAUUCAAACUGGCCUGAGUGUGUCUGACCCUUUGGGACCUGGAAUUCUGAACCUCAUCUGUCCUGUUCCUAAGGGAGGAGAAGGGGAAAGUAUACUUGGGGGGCUGCUUCCUGUCUGAGUAGGAGCUUUUUGGCAACAAAGAACCCACUGAACAUUCUCGGCCUCCUCACUACUUCUCCAGGGCUUUCUCCUGUCUUCUCAGGAAAAAUUGGUUUCUGAUUUUGACCAUGAAGACCAUAAAUGUCUCUUUGGUCUUAUUGAUUCCACUGGGCAUAUUCCUUCCUCAAAUUUCCUGCCCUCCCUGGAGACUGGCACAGGUUCCUCCCCCUUUACAGGGGUGAUUGGCACUUCAAUUUGGGAAGAAGGCCCCAGGUUGGUGCAAGGGAGCCUGAGAGGAUUUGGGGCAGAGGGACAGGGUCCUGCUGAAGCGACAGGAAGCCCCAGAGCUCUUUCCCAGGAUAAAGCAGGAGCAGGCAGGCCUGGGUUUCCUGGUCAAGGGCAAGGGACCCCAGAGUGGUCUACUGGGAGGGAUUCAGACCGGUCCACAGGCCUCCCAGCACAGGCUGAGUAUGCUGCGGUCCCAGAAGAGGAUCUUUUCCUCUGGGCUGGCCUGGGAGCUGCCUAGGUCUGGGAGGUCCUCCAAAGGUCUGACAUCUCCACGCCCACCACAGGCCUUACUGCUCUGUUUACAAUGACCCACUCCAGGUCCCUCCCCAAGAGGGACUGGGGUUUCUGGGAGUCAACCCUCUGGGUCAAUGGUUAUUUGAUCAUUUGAUUUUUUUUUUUCUCUAUAAACUUCUAACCUGGCCUUUUCCAUUUCAAUUCCUGUGAUUCAUGCCAAUAAAGUGUGCCAUUAUUUUCA